Frieseomelitta varia is the source of this 929-nucleotide messenger RNA. RefSeq lists its product as uncharacterized. The record is from RefSeq and is a predicted model, not a curated record. Lineage: Eukaryota; Metazoa; Arthropoda; Insecta; Hymenoptera; Apidae. The transcript is spliced from 4 exons. The coding region runs from base 433 to 849 and encodes 138 amino acids.
UCACUAGUACCACACCAGUCACUUCACGUAAUUUGUUUUGUGACCGAUGGACAUAUACAUAUGUAGGUAUCUAUCACCUACAUACAUAUGUUAUACAUAUAAAACUACGAAUAUAUAGAAUGUCACUAAAUAAACAAAGAUAUCUACAUUAAAAACAAUGUGAAUUGUGAAUUCCAAAAUAUCUAUGUGACAUAUUGAAACGUAUACAUUUCUUCGUAACCCGAGUGCAAGUGUCUUGCGCAUGCGACGAAACAAUUACAGGUACGCAGACAUCGAAACCUCGAGAAAAUAGGAAAAAAGUAAAAUUCCUUGGCAGCAUUUCAGUGAUCGAAAUUUGAAAAAAAUGUCAUUCGCCGAAUGAUUAUAAAAGCAUUGGAUGCUCAUCGUUUGUCCGUAUGGUACCGAUUAUGCUAAAUAUAUUAUUAUAAAGAUAUGCUAAAGAUCAUUUCCAAGAAGACCAAGCCGUUAGCAUCCGAGGUCUUGACGAGUUACCUGCUCCAAACAAAUGAGCCACCAUGGACAUCGUAUUUCGUUAAGUAUACCGAUGUUGUGAAUGAUCAAAAAGGGAUGUCUCACUUCAAUUGGCCAGUAGGCAACAGCAAUUAUCACGUACUUAGAACUGGCUGUUUCCCAUACAUUAAAUAUCACUGUACCAAGAGGCCACAACAAGACCUCAACCUCGAGGACAAAUUUUUCAAAGCGAUCAAGCUAUUGAACCUUGGUAUACCUACAUUAAUGUAUGGAUUGGCAGCAAUUUUCUUAAUUAGACACCGAGAAAUCGUGAGAACAUCUCAAGGGGAUGUGGUGAUCCAUUUCUUAUUGCCAGAGGACAAGGGUUCUAUGUACUGAUAUAUUUGUAGACACUGUCUUGUUAAUAUAUCGAGGUAAUUUUUAAUGUAACCAAAUAAAAAAGUUAUAGGAUCUGACGU